CGCCUGUGGAAGCAUACGUGCAUCCCUUCAUUUACACAGUUUUAAUAUCAUUUAAACAUGACUCACACUAAACACGAAGGUAUUUGUGUCCGUCAGAAUUGUGUUGUUGAGCAAUAACGGCAACUCAGCAUUUCCAGUAACUGCUAAGCAGUCGUCAUCGUACAGUUUGGAUGUGAUGGUGGGUUUCUUCACAUGAACUGCUUGUUUUCGGUCCUUCAACAUUUCAGUGAACUCUGAUUUGGCCUUGAAAUUAACUUGUAACCCUGCAUCUGUGCUCACUUUUGCGCCUCACAAAUAGCAGGGAUAUGUAAUAUUGUCUGAUUUUCUUAGAUAAACAAAUACAUUAGUGAUUAAUUUUCUCUAUCAAAGCAAGGUAAAUAUUAUCACUGUUGUCAGAGCUUGCUUAGCACUUUCUUUACGCUAAGGUAACCAGUUACUGCUAGGCGUCUCAAGACCAGAUUUACAAGUGGAAGUAAAUAUUUAUCCUUCAAUUUUUUUAGGCUUCCUGCUGAUGUGUAUUUCUCUCUGAACUGUCUUGAGAUCUUACUUCACUCCUUCGGCAGAUGUUAUGACCCUUUUCAGAGCAAGGGUCUUUCCAAGCACUUUCUUCAUGCUAAGCUAACCAGCUCCUGGGUCCAGCCCACAGAUCUGCUACUGGGAAAUAAAUACUGAAAUAUUCCUUUAUUAUUUUUUUUAACUUCCUCUUUGAGAUGGUAUUUCAUUAUGACUCUUGUCAGGGUUUUCCUAGCACUUUUAUUAUGCCAUGCUAACCACCUAUUGGUUCUAGCCCACAGAUCUAUCCAUGGAGAAAUAAAUAUUGAAAUAUUCCUUCUUCGUUUUUUAACCUUCCUGCUGAUGAAUGCUUCUCUCUGAGCUGUCUUGAGAUCUCAUUAUACAGUCGUUAGGCAGCUGUUAUGGCUCUUGUCAGAGUUUCCCUUGCACUUUCUUUAUGCUAAGCUAACCAGCUACUGCAAGGCGACUCCAGUCUAGACUACAGAUUUACAAGUGGGUAAUAAAUAUUGAAAUAUUCGUUUUUCUUUUCUUUCUUUUUCUUUUUUUUUUAAACCUUCCUGGUGAUGUGUGCUUCUCUCUGAACUCUCUUGAGAUCUCAUUUUACACUCAUUAGGCAGAGUCUUCCUAGCACUGUCCUCAUUCUAAGCUGCUGAUUCUAACCCACAGAUCCACAAGUGGGAAAUAAAUAUUAAAUAUUCCUUCUUUUUCUUUUUUCUUUUUUUUACCUUUCUGCUGAUGUGUGCUUCUCUCUGAACUCCGAAGCCUGGAGAUCUUAUUUCACAGUCAUUAGUCGUGGACUGCUGGCUCUUGAGCCCCCAUCAAGUUGAAGUUCUCUCCAUUGUUGCCUGUUGUGGAUAAAUGGGACUCUGCGUCUUUAAAUCGCAGCGGGGGGGCGGGGCUCUGCAGCCACACCAGGGGGAGGCGGAGGGCCGCUUUGUGCGCCACACUCACUCAACUAAACGGACAUUGGAGCUCCAGUCCUGGGACCGUCCUGCACCUACUCUCCUGCCUCUCCUGACGAGGGAACUAAAAGCGAAUUUAUUGCUUCUCGCUCUCGGAAAGCUGGAAUAUAGCCCCGAAACUCUCCAUUUCGUGGACGUCGAAGACAGGCUGAUUCAACCGCUAAUGAAACCAGCGUUGAAGUACCAGAAUGGCUGCACACAUUAAACACCUGGAGUUAUACUUGCUUUGACAACAUCUGUUACGUUUGCCAAAGAACUUUGGAAGCAACUCCUGUGAACGCCUACAGAUCCUACUUAGAUUUCUAUCUGUGGAUAACUAACUGCCAUCAUGCCUAUUCUCAAGCAGCUGGUGAACAACUCUAGCCAGUCAAAGCGGCGGUCUCGGGUCGACCUGACCGCGGAGAUGAUCAGCGCCCCUCUGGGCGACUUCCGCCACACGAUGCACGUUGGCCGAGGCGGCGACGCUUUCGGGGACACGUCGUUCCUCAGCACCCGGUCCGGGGAGCCUCCCAGGGAGCCGGAAGCAAAGCCGGACUCGCCAGGUCCCAAGCCGGGGCUGCUGUCCCGCACCUUCAGAAGCAGCAAGCGAUCUCAGUCGGUCAACCGAGCGGACAAGUACGAGUACAACACCAUGCCGCCUUCCGCCGGCUCGUCCCAGUAUGUGAAAACCGCUAUAUCCAUGCCUUACCUGAACGACGAGGUCACCAGCAGAGGAAGCCAGCUGCCGAAGAGCGUGUCCUCGAGCCCCAUGAAGAAGCUGUCGGAGGUCGAGAGCAAGCCGGUCAACGGAGCGGCAGCCAUGGCGACGCUGGAUGCGGAGUUCGACGAGCGGAAUUUCGGCGAGCUCACGGAUUUGCCUCCGUCCAUGCCUAAGGGAGGCGGAAUGAAGCACGCAGAGUCCAUGAUGUCCUUCCACAUUGACUUGGGGCCCUCCAUGCUCGGGGACAUCUUGAGCGUGAUGGAGAAAAAGGGCUGGGAGGAGGACGACCUCGGCUACGAGGAAGGAAAGAGCAGCGAGGGCCACGCGUCGCCCUCCCACAUCCCCCACAUAGAUGACGACGACGCGGAGGAGCACGCCCCCGAGCGGCCGCCUCGCAUGUACCAGCACGAGGCCGUGAUGGAUCCCUACACCCCGGAGCUGCACGCCCGCAACAACAACCACCACAACAUGGAUAGCUGCUCCGUGUCCAGCUCCGGCUCCGUCACGGAAGAGAAACCUCAGUACCACCACGACGCGGACACGGACAGCGCAAAGUACAGUUCGCCGCGCGGGGAGGACGACAGAGAUUUCACCUUCAUGGACGAGGACGACGACGAGAUCCGAGUGUAGAAAAGUCUUGAACAGUCUUGAAGGACACUAAAGGAGGACGCUUUGGGAGGUCAUCACAAACUGGGGAAAGCAGGAGAGGGGGUUUACAGACGGGGCCACAUCUGGUUUAAGCUCCCCGUAGAGCAAUAAUAUCUGAACAUUAUGUUCAGCAUCUUAGGUAAAUCCAAGUAUGCCUUUUUUUUUUUUUUUUUUGCUGUGCUGUAGCAAGGAACCGUGAGCUAAAUGCACGCUAGACAGAUUGGCUCACAAAAAAGUGGCACUCCUGAAAUGUUUGGGGUUGGCUGAUGCAAUUUUUGCAGCAUCAAACUCUGAACUCAUUACUGCUAAACUGGCUCCCACUCCUAACAAAGAAGAGAAAUCAGCACUGUCGGGUGUGAACAUAAUACUAAUCGUUAAAAAGAGGAGGAACAAGUAAGAACCAACCGUGAGAUUAGAGAACUGGGUUGGAUAACGCGGACGUGCGGUAGGGAUUCUUAGGAAGGAUGAGGGAAAGUGAAACUGGGAUAGCUUUGUAAGCCCAGCAUGUGGGAGUGAUCACGGAGCUUAAUUUGCCAAUUACCCAUUCUGGCAUAGACACUAAACCGAUAAAGUAGUGAUUACUUUUGUCCACGUCUGAGUUUAAGGGGUGAUUUAUGCUAUUUUGUUCUUCACUGUAUGUAUGUACAGUGUCUGGAAGUGUCAAGAGUUGUGUAGUUUAUUAUUUUUGGCGCUGCCUCUUUUGGGGAACAUCUGCAGUCUUUAAAUUCUGUUCAGCUGUGAUAUUUAUUCCUUCGUUUUCAUAAGGGAUGAAUCAUUCUUAAUGUGCACUGCUUAAGGUCUUAUGGUAUCUUUGCUUUCUACAGAGAGGAGGAAAAAAAAAAGUCUUAAUGGUACUAGAGUGAGUCAUCUUCGCGUUGAAGUUGACCACAUGGCACUUAGGUUCUGGACUCGAGCAAAUUAUCACCCGAAAAUCGAAACGGAAUUAAUGUGAACGGUCAAAAGAGAUUUAUGUAUGUUUUCUGUGACUUUUUUUUAAACGAGACAGAAGUGGCGAUCGCUGCGUGUUCUCGCUGCUUCUGCGUCGUCACCGAGGUUGCUAGGAUUCGGAGGUGUGUGGAGAGAUUGACAUAAGACAAGUCUGAAGUUUGAGCCGCUGCUUAGUGUGAAAUUACAGAAAUAUUACAGACCUGUCCGUGGGAGACCUCCUCUUUUUUUAGACGUCUGUCAAGUCGCGUCCCGAGGGGCAGAGAAAGGAAGCGAAGAGCACGGUUAGAUAAUAGAUGGGCAUCAGGCAUGUCCGAGGGAACGGAAUCUACUUCCCGAUCUGGCCCCACAGGUGAUAAUAUUCACCUCCUCCACACAAGUAAAAUCACAGAGUAGGAACAGAUGAUUAAAUCAACCAAUCAUACGGCCGUUCCCAGUCUACUCAUUAAAUGUGCUAGAUUAUUGGACUCCAGCCAGCUGGAGCCUCUCCAGGAACAGACAGGUGGGCUGUUUCUAUUUUUCUUUCCUCUUUUUUUUUUUUUCUUUUUUUUUUUUGCCCGGGUUCCAGUGACUUCACAACUCAGCCUCGCUCAGUCGUCUACUCUCAGCUCCAAAUUAGGCACAAAGAAAUGUACUUUCGCAUAUCUGCGAUUAAUGUCUGACCUUGUUUUUUUGUUUUUUUUUUUUCUUCCUGCCGUGGCACUGACGCAGGGCGGUGUACAUAAAAUCAGGAUGCUGUGCCAUUCUGCCUCGGGUUGUUUUCUGGAACGACGUCUACAAAGACAGGUGGCGGGGGUAGUUCCGAAAUCAAAAGCAAUCUGCGGGAAAUUGCCAAGUAUGUGUUAACCUUUUGUUGCGCGAGGUUAGGAUGUUGGAUUUUGUUUAUUUUCUACUUGUGUCUGUAUAGAGAUAAGGAUUAUGAUUUGAGUCAGACCUUCACGUUUUCCUGUGUACGGGCCAAAAUCUGUAGAUUGACGCGUAGAGACGAAACGGACGCUUAUCUGAUCCGCUGUCGCUUUUAAUCAAGCAGUGUAAAUAUAAUUAGUGCCAUGGACGCUCACAACGAACAAUCGUUAUCGGCAAGUUUUAACGCAUUGCACACAAUCCGUCUCCCCGGUGGGUUGUUGCAGUUGGACGCGAACGGAACCGUGGGAACAGAUUCGCCGAAAUACGCUGAAAUAUUUCCUUGUAAUUGUCUUAACUUUCUGGCUGUUGUUGUUUCUCUCUGUGGGAAACAUCCCUAAACAGGCCAGAGCAAACCAUAAGAAGGAUUUGUGAAUUCUGUCUGCCGCAGGUUUGCCUGUAAAGUUUCCCAUUCCCUGGUGGCAGUGGUUUGGGUGAACGGCUAAAAAAAAAAAAGACCAGGACUGCAAAAAAAAAAAAGAAAAAAGUCUCAAAGUUCAGCUGUAGAACUUUUUUUUUUAUUUUUUUUUUUCUAUUCAGUGGCUGUAGUGGUAUGCCAAGUAUGUAUUGUUUUCUUUUCCUCCCUCAUUAUUCUGGUUUUACAGUAUAUUAAUAUAUUCACCUCCUUCACUUUCCUUUCUUUGAAAUAACAGCUAUAUUUUUCAAUAAAAGAGAAAGCUGGUAAUCUUUAA
Messenger RNA from Mugil cephalus (flathead mullet), 5363 nucleotides. It is a transcript of the gene cdc42ep4b, whose product is annotated as CDC42 effector protein (Rho GTPase binding) 4b. The record is from RefSeq and is a predicted model, not a curated record. Bases 1804 to 2805 code for a protein of 333 amino acids. Lineage: Eukaryota; Metazoa; Chordata; Actinopteri; Mugiliformes; Mugilidae. The transcript has 2 exons.